Fusarium graminearum PH-1 is the source of this 2079-nucleotide messenger RNA. RefSeq lists its product as uncharacterized. Gene Ontology annotation, molecular function: ferric-chelate reductase activity. Lineage: Eukaryota; Fungi; Ascomycota; Sordariomycetes; Hypocreales; Nectriaceae. Gene Ontology annotation, cellular component: plasma membrane. The record is from RefSeq and is a predicted model, not a curated record. Gene Ontology annotation, biological process: iron ion transport; intracellular iron ion homeostasis; copper ion import. The transcript has 2 exons. Bases 1 to 2079 code for a protein of 692 amino acids.
AUGCGGCUUUGGCACAGCCUCUUCGCUUGGUUCGUGGUACUCGUUACACGAGCUGCAGCGAAUGGUAUUGAAGGUUACGGCCUCUCCUCUUAUGACCCCCUCUGCGCCGAAUCGUGCCUCCGGUCCCUGUCAUCUCUUUCGCUGUCUUGCAGCGAGCACAGCGAUGGUCAUGGACACAUGAUGAUGGCCAUGGUAACCACGCCAGCUUGUCGCGCCAACAACACCGCUUUCCUCACAUCUACGGCUUGGUGCCUCAGUGUUAAAUGCGCCGACCAACACGUCUCGAAGCUCGAGGCGUACUGGGAAAAAUGGGUUACGGGAAGUAAGGAGGUCGUUCCAAAAUGGACUUACUCUGAGUCUCUCGCCAAGGUGGAUCCCCGACCACCAAAGUAUGAAGUUGCUGAUACAGACAUGUCACUUAAUGAGACUUCUGUCGUCAACCCAACCGCCUAUCUCAAGCAGUGGAAUGUAUUGGGUGGUGUCAAGCGUGAGAUUACUCUUGAAUCCACAUACGGAAUCGUUCUCAUAGCUGUUGCGGUCGGCCUCCCAGUGUUCAUGUCCUGGCUACGAUACAUACCCUUCAUGUCCGCCCUCUAUGAUCGACUCAAACCAUACAUCCUUUAUCCCAGCACGAUCGGAACCUUUUCUGUGCGUCCGUUACCAUUUCAAAUUGGAAAUGCACCAACCGUUGGCCAAGGAAUUUACAUUGCCAUAUUCGUCGUCCUCAACGUGGUUUUGACCGCCAUUGGCUACCGUACGGCUCAACCCAAUGGCUGGUUCACGAGCUCUUGGCAAGAACUUAUCGCCUAUCUUCUGUACCGAACAGGAGCCUUCGCUUUUACCCUUCUUCCCGUUCUGCUUGUGUUUUCGUCGAGAAAUAAUCUUUUACUGUGGAUAACGAAUUGGUCACAUCCAACGUAUCUGUUGCUACAUCGUUGGAUCGGCCGACUGUUCACUCUCUACGCCGUGCUGCAUUCGAUCUUUGGCCUGCUAGCCUACAGACACUACGAGAAAACAGUAUGGUGGGCAUGGGGUGCUGCAGCCACUGUGUUCAGCGUCGUGCUCAGCGUCGGCAGUGGGCUGUACGUUCGAAGGAAGAACUAUGAAGUCUUCCUACUGGUGCAUAUUAUCCUGUCCGUAAUUAUCAUUGUUGGUUGCUGGUACCAUCUUGUCCUGUGGUACGAGUCGAUGGGUAUGCAUGUUCCAGAUUAUACAUCCGGCUAUGAGGUCUGGCUCUACAUUGCUUUUGCGGUCUGGGCAUUCGACCGAAUUAUCCGAGUCGGUCGUGUACUUGGUGCAGGAGUCAAAAGAUCUAAAGUUACAGAUCUUGGCAACGAUUAUAUGCGUAUUGACAUUGAGGAAACUCGCUGGACCGACGAGCCGGGCAAGCAUUUAUAUGCAUACUUUCCUACUCUCAGCUUCUACCGACCGUGGGAGAACCAUCCUUUCUCAAUUAUACCCACUGGACUGCUGCAGAACCGGGACGCGUCGUUGCCAAGUUCGCCGUUCCAUGAUGGUGCUGGAGGAAAGGAUCUUGAGAGCACGACGCAAAACACUGUCCGACGGGUCUCUGCAAGCUCGGAUGAGAAGCGUAACUCCGGAGGUGUCACACUUUUCGUCAAGAAGGCAAAGGGCAUUACAAACUAUCUCCAGCCAGCCGAUAAUCUAUUGACCCUCGUUGAAGGCCCCUACGGGAACAACAACAAAGACCAGAUCUUACGAUGCGAUCGUGUAGUUUUAAUUGGUGGUGGAAUCGGUAUUACAAGUCUUCUCCCAUGGAUGCUGGGCCACUGGAAUGUCAAGCUCGCUUGGAGCGUCAAAGCAUCUGCUCAAUGUUUGGUCGAUGAGCUUGAGCCAUGCAUCAACACGCUAGACCAGGCUCAAAGGGAUAUCCGUAUCGGUAGCCGAUUUAAUAUUUCUGCACUGAUCGACGAGGAGGUGACUAUGGGCUGGAAGAGGAUCGGCGUGGUUGUGUCUGGACCAGGACCGCUUUGUGAUGAUGUCAGAGCAAAGGUGGCGGCAGCAGGCAAAGCUAGCAAGACUGUAUUUGAGCUGGAGGUAGAUGCUUACUCUUGGUGA